GUGAUGUUUUAGAUUAGAUUUCCUUUGUGCAAUGGUUCAAGCAAUAUCAUACGCGCUUGGAGGGUAGGUUGAUUGAAUGAGGCGUCAUGAUAUAAACAAAAAUCUUUUAUUGAAUUUUCUUGUAUAGUCAAUUCAAUUGCUUACUUACCACCGCCAAGCACUACAAGAUAGAGUAUUUGUGCUUCCAUCGGUUAUAAAGAACACCACGCAUUGAUGAGUGGAGUAGAAACUACGGUGUCAAUAACAACCAUAUUUGCAAACACGACUUCCAAUGAAUUAUGUAACGGAUAUUUAAAACAUGGGCCUAUUCUAAGUUUUUAUGCUGUUGUCUCUUCAAUUUUGAUAAUAUGCAAUACUGUUAUCUUGAUCGCUGUCGCGAAAAAUUGGAUGGUGUUGAGACAGAAUGUUGUCUACAGAUACCUGGUCAGUUGCCUCAUUUCCGCCAUAGCAUUCUGCACAACCGCGAUGAUUGAUAUGCUGGUAUCUUAUGUACAAUUCAAUUCUGCAUACGUUGAAGGUGGAGUACUUCAAAGAUAUAACUGGAAAGAUGAUUCGCAUAUAGCGAUAAUGAAAAAGGACUCAUAUGUGAAAGGCUUAUUAGUCGCACUCUUGCUUAUUAUGCAAUUUAACGUAGCUGCGGUUCUGUAUGGAGUCAGCGAUAAUACGGUUUAUGUGAGCCGUUCGGGUCAAAUUAAGGACGACAAUAGGAGAAAUGCAUUCAGGUCUCGUUCGAAGCAAUGGAAGCGAUAUAAAUCAGUAUUCGUUAUCGCCUUUGCAUGGUUCGUACCAUUGGUAUUGAGCCUUCCGGUUGGGUUUUCGUGGAAUUGCAUUGAACAAUGCAAGUGUCUUCCCGUGUAUCGUUUAGAACCUUAUUGCUUUUCCACUCAUGAAGUAUCAUGCUCACGGAUUUGGCCACCGAUGUCUAGAAGUUACGUCAUCGUGACAACUGUACUAUAUUUUGUUACGGUGCUAUGUAUGGUCCUUACUUUAAUCUCCACUAUCAGGCAGUUCUACGUCAGCCAUGCACCUGCCAACGUGGGUGGUGAUAGAACAAAAGAACCCCAAGGCGUUGCGACCGCGGCCCAGAUUCCAGAUUCUUCUGGUACAAUCCGGUUUGCAAUGAAUUCGGAAAAGAAUUCGUCUUGUCGUGAUCAAUCAUCUGUUGAACGUACAAGGUCUUAUUCAAUUGCGUCCACGAUAUAUGGAAGAAGACGAUCACCCCCUUUAGAUAACACCAUAAAGCUUUUGAUUGUUCUCACCGUUACCUUGUUCGUGUCGAUGACUCCACUAAUGCUUGUCUGGUUUUUAGAUAUUUUGUUGGAUGAAGCUCCAAACGUCAAUGUUUUAUUGUUUACGUUGGCCAUGACGUAUCUGUAUGCUGCAUGCUUGCCGUUUAUCAUGUUGAAGUACAUGAAUGGUCUUCGAAAUACAUGCAUCAAGAUUCUGAUGAUAUGUCCAUGUACAAGUACAACUUCUGUGACAUCAGGACCAACGCUUAAAGAAAGUAAGUUGGCCCAACCAAGUGGAGAAUUGAACUUGGAAGUACAAAACGAUGUUAACGACGUAACGAUUGUUUCGUCAGAUUUGUGAUGUGAUGCAAAAUGAGAAAACGAAUGCGAAUGCAACCAUAACUACACUGUUGCUUUGCCAAUAUAGUAUUGAAACCUAAGAACUAUUUUUAAUAUCUAUACCGGACGAUGUUCAGACAAAAUAUUAUCAGGGUUAUGGUAAUUGCCAAGUUCGGUAAGAUAUAUAUUGAAGUUUGCCGUCACUAGGAAUCGCGGUGUAAGUAUGUGAAAUCGAUAGCGUGGUAUUGAGAUGCUACAUGGCAAUAUGUGCCGAAUUAUAUGAUUCUUCACUGUAUCCCCUCUACGAGGGAGGCCAUUCAAAUUAAAAUUGGAACCAUGUCACCAUCUCUACACUCUUCUAUUCUUUCAUUUCACUCGCCCCCGUGUUUUUACAUAACACACUGCACGACAGUAGACGUAUUGUGUAGCUGUCAUUGAAAUCGAUCCCUACGUCUAUAUGACAGUCUAAUGAGCCCUCUACAUGAAUCACUCUACAUGAGGUCAUUCAAAUGGCGAUUGCCACCGCAUAUUCAGCUCUAUUAACCAUAUUGAAAGUAUUUCACUUUUCUUAUUUGAUAUAUUUUACAAAAGUUCUUCUUCUUAGUCCUCAUGUAGCCUAUAUGUUAAAAAUUAUAUUAUAAAAAUUCAAAAUUACAAAUUCGGAUCUCAAAUUAAAGUCAACAUAUGGGGAUUUGUAAAAAGGAUGAAACCUUUAUUGAGCGACGAAUAGCGAGAAAGAACGACAAGUCUGUUGAAGCAGUCAAAUUUUUAGGACAUUGGGCGCGAACUGUUUUGUUUUUGUUUUUUCAAUUCAAUUUAAUAACACAGCAUAUCCCCUAUUUAUACUGGAUGUUGUUUACAUUGUUUGGCAAUGGUUCACAUCGAAACAUUAUUUUGUAUUGAUAUCACAAUAUAUAUAUACUGUUAAGUAGACAUACCGUGCUUAAAAUGUGACAGUUACGUAGACGGAAAAAAAGACGUCCACUGUUCACUUAAUUAUUCCACUUUCUAUAACUAAAAUGUUUUGCAGUUAAAUCUCUCUUUCUUUGAUAAAAUAUUAACAAAAAUAAUGGGAUCCAUCAAUAUUUUCAAAAUAUCUGCAUAUCUUCACUAACUUUGAGCGGACAGUGGUUCUCCUAGUUUAUAUUCAACGGGUAUAAUUUUCGUACAUUGAGUGGACAUUUUGUUUAGGCAAAGAUCUUUUAAUUUUUCAGUAUAUGUCUUUACGAGUUUUGGAGUGUGGGUUUGAUAAUUUCAAUAUAAUAACCAGGCAAAAUAUGAAUGUCAUCCGUACUG
This is a messenger RNA of Styela clava, 2864 nucleotides long. RefSeq lists its product as uncharacterized. Lineage: Eukaryota; Metazoa; Chordata; Ascidiacea; Stolidobranchia; Styelidae. Gene Ontology annotation, molecular function: neuropeptide receptor activity. Gene Ontology annotation, biological process: neuropeptide signaling pathway. Gene Ontology annotation, cellular component: plasma membrane. The record is from RefSeq and is a predicted model, not a curated record.